Hippoglossus stenolepis (Pacific halibut) is the source of this 2337-nucleotide messenger RNA. It is a transcript of the gene nars1, whose product is annotated as asparaginyl-tRNA synthetase 1. The transcript has 14 exons. The record is from RefSeq and is a predicted model, not a curated record. Gene Ontology annotation, biological process: asparaginyl-tRNA aminoacylation. Gene Ontology annotation, molecular function: nucleic acid binding; asparagine-tRNA ligase activity; ATP binding. Lineage: Eukaryota; Metazoa; Chordata; Actinopteri; Pleuronectiformes; Pleuronectidae. Gene Ontology annotation, cellular component: cytoplasm. The coding region runs from base 144 to 1748 and encodes 534 amino acids.
GCCGCCCACACGGAACCUUGUGGUGAAGCGCCGCCCCGUCACACUCUGAAGCGGCUCAACCGGCUCUCGCUCCCCGGGUUUGUGUCCCUCUUCUCCCGUAACAAAGACCAGUCGGUGCCCCUCCUGCUCGGACUGCGGCUAGCAUGGCGGAGCUAACGAAAGGCGUGGCGCAGGUUUCCGUGGGUGAGUUGUACGUGUCGGACAAAUGCGGCAGCGACCAGGAUGGAGACGGCACGGAGCAGAAACCCUUCAAAACUCCUCUCGCGGCUCUGGUGUUCGCUGGGAAGGAGCCGUUUCCGACCAUUUAUCUGGACUCGCAAAAAGAGGAUGAGCGUUGGGCGGUGAUCUCAAAGACGCAGAUGAAGAACACAAAAAAGGCCUUUAACCGUGAGCAGAUGAAGACUGAUGCCAAAGAAAAGAAGGAGGCAGAGGACACCGACAGGAGAGAUAAGAACCUGGAAGAAGCCAAGAAGAUCGUCAUUGAGAAAGACCCGAGUCUCCCCGAGCCUGAAGCGGUUAAAAUUCAUCAUCUGGAGCCAAAGAGAGGUCAAAGAGUCAAAGUAUUUGGAUGGAUUCAUCGCCUGAGGAGACAAGGGAAGAACCUGAUGUUCAUUGUGCUGAGAGACGGAUCUGGUUUCCUCCAGUGUGUCCUCUCUGAUAAACUGUGCCAGUGCUACAACGGCCUGGUGUUGUCCACCGAGAGCACGGUGGCUCUGUACGGGAUCAUCACUCCAGUUCCUGAGGGCAAACAGGCGCCCGGGGGCCACGAGCUGCACUGUGACUUCUGGGAGCUGAUUGGCUUAGCUCCAGCGGGCGGCGUCGACAACCUGCUGAACGAAGAGUCUGAUGUGGACGUCCAGCUGAACAACCGACACAUGAUGAUCAGAGGAGAGAACGUGUCCAAGAUCCUCCGGGUGCGCUCCACCGUCACGCAGUGCUUCAGGGACCACUUCUUCAGCAGCGGCUACUACGAGAUCACUCCUCCGACCCUGGUGCAGACUCAGGUGGAGGGCGGCUCCACGCUGUUUAACCUCGACUACUUCGGCGAGCAGGCGUACCUGACGCAGUCCUCCCAGCUCUACCUGGAGACCUGCAUUCCCGCCCUGGGAGACACCUUCUCCAUCGCCCAGUCGUACCGAGCUGAGCAGUCUCGCACCCGCAGGCACUUGUCCGAGUACACUCACAUCGAGGCGGAGUGUCCCUUCAUCUCGUUUGAGGAUCUGCUGAGCAGGCUGGAGGAGCUGGUGUGUGACGUGGUGGACCGAGUGCUCAAAUCCCCGGCUGCACAGCUGCUCUACGACAUCAACCCGAACUUCAAACCGCCCAAGAGGCCGUUCAAGAGGAUGAACUACACUGACGCCAUCAAGUGGCUCAAAGAGCACGACAUCAAGAAUUGUGACACGUAUGUACCAGGUUUUCUGCCUCUGUGGGUCAGUGGUGGGUUUAUAGUAGCUUUGUGUUAUGUAUUGUCUGCUGACCCGACCGUCGACGUGUUGAUGCCAAAUGUCGGUGAGAUUGUCGGAGGCUCGAUGCGUAUCUGGGACUCUGAAGAGCUGCUGGAGGGAUACAAGAGGGAGGGAAUCGACCCGACCCCGUACUACUGGUACACUGACCAGAGGAAGUACGGCACGUGUCCUCACGGGGGUUACGGUCUGGGUCUGGAGCGUUUCCUCACCUGGAUGCUGAACAGACAUCACAUCAGAGACGUCUGCCUGUAUCCUCGCUUCAUCCAGCGCUGCCGACCCUGAGCGCGCACACACACACACACACACACAUUCUGCUUGUAUCUGGAUCCGGCUCGUGAGCCAUUAAAUGUGCCGCUGAAUCAAAAAAAAAAAAAUGUAAUGUUUUAUUUCUGCUGAACUUUGCCUCGUCUCCGUGUCGUCUUCACUCGUUCUGACUUGAAACCUGAAUCUGACCAUUUCCUGCCUCUGCUGAUGCUCAUUGGCUGAUUAUUGAACCUGUUAAGUCCUAGAAAACAUAGAAACACCUGCGUUUUAAGAUUUGUUGAGGAAGAAAAUGAAACGGAUUCUCUUAAGUAUAUUUUUCAAUUUCAAAAUCACAAGAUCAAGAAUAACAAGCUGUGCUGUUACACAAUCACUGUCCCAGCUCUAGGUGGUUCGGUUCGUCUUGGAUCAAAGUUUAAUCACAAGACGAUGACGCGUUCACGUAUCAGGGAAGGAACUUUCAAAUUAAAUGUCAUCCCCUUUGAUCAUUGAAUGAUUGUUGGUGGAUUUAGAAAUGUGACGUCAGCCUCAGGACGUCUCGCUUGUGUCUCUGUUCUGCUUCUUCAUCUGGAAAACUCAAUAAACUGCACUUGAAUCAAACAGAAAUCAA